AAGUGUCCAUGAAGUCAAAAUAUAAGUUAGUCUGAACUGAUGUAUCUUUAUUAAUAAAAUACAGAUUCGAAAGUCUCACGCUUCUAAGUGCCUUUAUAAGCGAGAUAUCCACGGUUAAAAUUGCCGAUUUUCGCACCUGCUCAAAACCAAUCAGCGGCACUUCCGGUUUUACUAUAUAUAGCGAUUGGGGUCUGUGACGUCACAACACAUCAGUUUCAAAAUGGCUAACGUAAGACAUAGAGAUAGCAGAUCGUCAACUUCUUCCGACAUCGGACUUCACAUGUCGUUUGAAGUCUCAUCUUGUGACGAUAGCGACGGAGAAGACCUGCAGGACAUUGUUCCUUACCAGUUUGAACCUGAGGCUUCUGAAUCGAAUGAAAGCGAGCAAGAUUCCUCGCUUGGGGGAAGCGACGAAGAUCAGCCGAGACUGGACAACACCGAUUGGUAUAUUGAAAUUAACUUUGAUAUAGCCUGCUUACAAUUUUUUCUACUCCAAAACUUUAUUAGUUUUCAAAAAGUGGUACAUUCUAAAUAAACGAAUAUAAAAAUUCGUUUCUUUAUCUGUUUUUAACUGCUUAAAUCAUUUUAACGAUAGAACAUUCUAUCUAGGGUAUACAGUAUAUAUCUAAUGGACAAGCGGAUAGUCGUGUAUCCAAGCCGUAUAUUUUCUAAUAUAUAUUGUUUAUUGGCUUCAGAUUUGUGAGUUACGUCCAUAACAACAGUAACAAAAAUACUAAAUACCGUUAAUAAUAGAAUCUUGUAAAUAAAGAUAAAUAUUUAGACUUGCAUAGACACGGAAUUUGUGUAUAACUAUAUGAUUUGUAGGUGUACUUAUGGAUACUGUGUACUAAUGCCUACACAGAGGGAGAGCAUCUGCUGUUGUGAAAUUGACAGAGUCAACAGCAAAAAGGAUUCAUCCGACCGAAAGCUUUCCUGCAUCACUCAGCAUCCUGGAUUCUCAUCGGUGUGCCUAGAUGUGUAUGUGCUUGAGACAGCCUACUAUCAGUACCGCUCCCAGUAUGGAGAAUUACAGACCAGCAUUGAAGAAAGGAACAGAUAUACAUCAUAUCGACAACUUGUGCGCUGGUGCUGGGGCUACCUUGGGAAAAAUGUCAGAGUCCCCUUACCAUCUUGUGCUGUUCAAAAGAUAAGAGCUGCAUUUCCAUCUGAGGACUAUGAGGGUUUCAGGGACCCACAAUAAUGCAGGUAUGUGCAAGAAAUGCAUUUUCAUUUUAAAUUCAGCCCUAGUUCUCUACUUACAAUUUGAUACAGCUGAAAAAUCAAAAUCUAAGUCCUUGAAAUUACUCAAUUUUGGGGGUCUCCGUGGCCGAGUGGUUAAAGCAUCACAUUCAAAAUCACACAGCCUCUGGUCGGCGCGAGUUCGAAUCCUGCUCGCGCCGGUAAGUGAGAAAGUUUCCCAGUUUACUUGCGGAAGGUCGGUGGUCUCUUCAAUAAAACCUGGGCGU
This is a messenger RNA of Ostrea edulis (European flat oyster), 1466 nucleotides long. RefSeq lists its product as uncharacterized. Lineage: Eukaryota; Metazoa; Mollusca; Bivalvia; Ostreida; Ostreidae. Bases 815 to 1201 code for a protein of 128 amino acids. The record is from RefSeq and is a predicted model, not a curated record. The transcript is spliced from 2 exons.